Molecule: messenger RNA, 1081 nt
Organism: Armigeres subalbatus
Lineage: Eukaryota; Metazoa; Arthropoda; Insecta; Diptera; Culicidae
Exons: 4
Coding region: 209-1081 (290 amino acids)
Source: RefSeq, a predicted model, not a curated record
UAGCCGUCCAACCUCGAUUUCAAUUCGCAUUCUGUUUUCAUCUAUUUUUUGUAAUAUUCGUGUAUUAUUGAAUUGAAUUUGUUUAUUCUGCGUUUCUGGUGAAAUUAUAUAUAAUUAUUCGAUUGUGCAGACAAUCGAAAACGAUGAUAUUCUGCUGUCUGUGCUACCUUCGCUCUGGGUCAAGAAAAACGGAUGGAAAACGGAGGCGAUGGGAAGAUGCUACGAUUUAUGUUAUUGGCCACAAGGUGUUUCUGGUUACCGGCUCUUGGAGAAGGCAAAAAAGGAUCCAAAAAUACCGGUAGACACUAAAGUGCUGAGCGCCUACCGUUGCAAAAUCAAGCGGAAUAACUUUGCUAGUUUCAAUGAGGCUGUUCGUGAGCGGAAACGGAUGGAAAGUUACUCCGACACAGAUGAAUCGGAACCACGUAAAAAGAUAGGGAAAUCUACAGCUGCGGAGCUCUUUAAGCAAAUCGAAUCUCAACCAGGCCCUUCCUCAGCACAAUCAUCAAAUUUCGGAGACCGCCAAGAAGACAAUGAGAAAGAAGUUUCUGCUGACGAGUCAUAUCUGAACAUUUUUCCGAAACGCGAAGUUUACGCUGAGCCAUUGAAGGAAAUUUCAACGUCAUCACAUUCACAGCAGGGUGGAGCAACUUUUCAUGGCACCGAUUCGACAAUAAACGAACCAAAUUUGCAUCAGCUUGUGUUAUCAUUGCACAAUAAAACGGACGAAAAUGCCAAGCAGAUUGAGAGCAUCAAGCAAAGUCAAAACAGGUACGCAGCAUUGCUUUCACAAAUGAACGCCAAACUUGAUAUAAUUGCCACCCAAAAAACACGACAAGAGGUACCUGUUCAACCGGAAAGUUUCGAUACAAAAGCCAAUCCUUUGACCCCUAUUAAAAGAUUGGCUGACAUGGAAUCUCUCGAAAACGGUCGGAUAAUGGAAGUUUCAUACAGUCCCUCGUACAGCAUAUUGGUUCAAUUCAUGGCAAGCAACGAUUUGUUGGUGAUGGUGCCACAGUGCAGUGCGAGCAGUUUCUUCAUCGGUGCCUGCGAAAUGCAAAACAACGCUUUGAAGAAAUAA